AUGACAAAGUACAUCCUCUACGGCUGGCACAACUGCGCAUCGGCGUCGAUCCGCUGGAUCCUCGCCGAGCUCGGCGUCGCCUACGAGUACAGGCUGGUCAACCUCGCGCGCGGGGUCGAGGAGCAGCGCGACCCGUCGUUCCGCGCGCUCAACCCCAAGGGCCGCGUGCCGAUCCUGCUCAUCGGCGACGAGCACGAGCCGCUGAGCGAGAGCGGCGCGAUCGCCUUCUACCUCGGCGAAUCGCACCCCGACGCCGGCCUCCUCCCUGCCGUCGGCACGCCGGGGCGUAACAAGUUCCUCGAGACGUACACUUUCGUCAUCAACUCGCACCUGCCCGUCAUGCGCGACUGGCUCCAGGUCAUCCGCGAGGUCGAGGACGGGCCCCUGCAGGCCGCCGUGGCGAAGGGCGGCGCGCUCCCCGUGCCCCUGGCGUCCGACGCAGCCGAGGUGCGCGGCAUCCGCAAGCUCGCGCUCCGCCGCCUCGUCGCCAACCUCGGCGUGCUCGAGGCCGAGCUCGCAGACCACGACUACCUCGCCUUCCGCGACUCGCCGUCCGUCAUCGACUUUGUCUUCACCAUCACGACGACGUGGGAGCCGUUCAUCCACCAGCUCAUCGCCAACAAGUUCCCCAACCUUAAGGCGUACAGAGAGCGCAUGCAUGCCCGCCCAACCUGGGCGCCGCUCGCGAUCGAGGAGAAGGUCGCCGAGGACCUCGGGCCGCUGCGUGACUGGGAGCAGGAGUAUGCUGCGUUCUUGCAGUGA
Messenger RNA from Vanrija pseudolonga, 762 nucleotides. It is a transcript of the gene GSTZ1, whose product is annotated as Glutathione S-transferase Z1. The record is from RefSeq and is a predicted model, not a curated record. The transcript has a single exon. Lineage: Eukaryota; Fungi; Basidiomycota; Tremellomycetes; Trichosporonales; Trichosporonaceae. Bases 1 to 762 code for a protein of 253 amino acids.